Messenger RNA from Arvicanthis niloticus (Nile rat), 3389 nucleotides. The record is from RefSeq and is a predicted model, not a curated record. NCBI's taxonomy places the organism in Eukaryota, Metazoa, Chordata, Mammalia, Rodentia, Muridae.
GUUUACUCAGGAUACCGCGGUCCCGCGGGGGGCGCUGCGGGCACGGGGGUGGGUGGAUUGCAUGCAUUCCUCCAGGAGCUGGGACUGGCAGCCCAACAGGGUGGGCUUCGGAAGCUGGGUAGCCGCCGGCCUAUGUUCCUAGGGGUGUGGUUGCGAUGCACAGCUUGUCACAUUUCUCGGACCCCUGAACUGACAAGGCUGUGAGAGUCACGCUGGGUGGGGUGAGCUCUUGGAAUUAAUGCAGGGGUUUGACCAGACCAGCGCGGCAGGAGGCUUUUCGGCUUUAUGGGGGCGGGGAAGAAGGGCGCAGCGCUGCGGGAGACUUAAUUGUUUUUUCCUUGGGCUGCUCAGACUCUUGAGGAAAAAGCUGCUGCAGACUGCAGAAGGGGAGCAGGUUGGGCUGUGAGUGUGGCACCUAAUGGAGGAACUUGGUGGGGAGGGAUGGAAAACCAUGGCAUUAGACCCUCCGGGGCCCUGGUCAGAGGUCUAGGAGGGAAAGUGGGGAGAUUGCCCAAUGACAGGACCAGGCUCAGAUUGGCCAAGGAGACUUUGAUGGGUCUGUUUUGCAAAUGCCAGCACAGAUGUCUGGGGAGGGAUUAUGGGUGGAGCUACAGGGCAAUGGGUUCUAAUCCCUUUCUCCAGGGUGAGUGCCAAUUCCAGCCUGGCCUGAAGGUAGGGAAGACAGAGGGUGUCUCUGAGACUCCCACCCUGCAGGUUGAUUGACUGAGGCUGGAAGUUUGGAGAAGACCUGAAGGGAGCUUAGAAGGGAAUCCUAAACAAGCUUUUCUGAUGGAGGGAGUGAAUGGAGUGGGUUCCAGUUGCUCUACAAGGCAUGGGAGUGAUAGCAAGUCACCAUGCCCUAUAGGGGCGGUGACCCUUUGAGAAUGAAUGGGUUUGUGGUGGCUGGGGUGUCGGUAGGCAUGUGUGUGUGUCAAGGGAUAUUUAGUUGUUGAGCAGAUGGUAUAUUGAAACAUUUUCAAUUUCAACAGUGAGUCAGGAGACUUAGGGCCUAGUCCUGGCUCACCUUGCUGUGUGACCUUGGACACUGUUGGUUUCACCCAGCUUCAAACGUUCCAUUUACAAGCCUGGGCUCAGGAACGCUGUUCUCCUGGUUCAAGGAUGUUGUGAGGGCAGCGGGGAAGUAUUUCAGAGAGGCACAGUGGUCUGGGAAGACAACAUUUACAGCAGGCAUGCUGGGAGCCAGUGCUGGGGUGAUGGGGUGUAAUGGUCAGCCUUUAGACCAGGCCUGCCUCCUUGGGAGUUCUUGCUUUGGUUCAGUGACCUGCAGCUUUUCAAACUGUGUGGUAUGAUUCAUCUUGUUAAACAGUGGGACUACUUUUAAUGGUUAACCCAGGGAGGUCACUUCCAACUUUAGGGGAGGAGGGGGUUGUUAUUUUACUUCCUGCUUUAAGCCCGUUGGUGACCUUCCUUCCCUCCUGAAGGUUUUGGAUCACCUCCUAUGCUUGGGCAUCUAACUAGAGAAGGUGCUCCUGAGAAUUUUCCAGCAGUUUUGAGCCCAUAUCUUGUAUGUCAAAGGCACAGGGCUUGAUGUGUCUUGUAACAGAAGAUAGCUCUCUGUUCUUGAGGUUAUUCCAGGGUGAUGAUAAAGGUCAUAGGGCAGCAGACCUUUGAAGAGGAUGCUGGAGAGGCCAGGGAAGACUUCUAGAAGGAGGUGGCUCUUGAGAAGAGCCCGGGAUGAAAGACUGUGACGAAACAAAACAAAACUGUAGAUGGGCAAACUCUGGAGGUUGUGGGAAGUGAGUGAUUCCUUAGGCUGGAGAAUGGCUGACCCUGGGGUCUUCCUUGAUUCCUCUCUCCGCUUCUACUUCUCCAGGGGCUGGUGAUUGCAUCUGGAAGUGCCCAUGACAGAGCUGGUGUCCUCCAGGGGAGGGUCCCCUACAGGGGACGGGGAGGAGGGUCUGGGGGACGAUCAAGGCCUGGUUAUCCACCACCCCGCGGAGGAACAGUCCCACCGCUGCCCACUGUGCGGGCAGACCUUCUCCCAGCAGCCCAGCCUGGUGAGGCACCAGAAGGCGCACGUGGGGGCUGGCCGAGCAGCCGCCUUCGUGUGUCCCGAGUGCGGCAAGGCCUUCAGCGUCAAACACAACCUGGAGGUGCACCAGCGCACGCACACCGGCGAGCGGCCCUUCCCCUGCCCCGAGUGCGGCCGCUGCUUCAGCCUCAAGCAGAACCUGCUCACGCACCAGCGCAUCCACAGCGGCGAGAAGCCGCAUCAGUGCGCGCAGUGCGGUCGCUGCUUCCGUGAGCCGCGCUUCCUGCUCAACCACCAGCGCAUCCACGCGCGCAUGCCCACGCCGCACCCGCGCCGUCCUGGCGUCUUCGGGGAGCGGCGACCCUAUUUCUGCCCUCGCUGCGGCAAGAGCUUCGCGCGUGAGGGCUCGCUCAAAACCCACCAGCGCAGCCAUGGCCACGGGCCUGAGAGCCAAGCUGCCCAUUUGAGCCGCGUGCUAUGACCGGUGGGAGACCUGCCACCACCAGCUGCCUCCAAUCCAGAAGCCACAUCCAAGGGUGCUGAGCUGUAGUCCCCUGGCUGGAUGGGCUCCUGGGAGGGGGCCGGGGCCAGCUUAGGAUGUUGAAAGUUUUUCUUCCUUCCCCUGGACCCCUUGGCUGGCUGCAUGUAUCCGCUUUGGGCACCUGCAUUAGUUUGCCUCUUCCGGCUGCCUAGAGCAGAUACGAAGUGGACAGGACCUCGUGGCCUAGGACCUGCAGGGCACCUCUGGGCAUGGAAACUAAAAAUGGAGUCUCAGGUCCUGGGUUCCUGGCAUGAGGACGUGUCUCCUCAGAAGACCUACCUCUGGAGGUGCCCUAUGUUGGUAGAGCAUGGAUUAGAGGCUGAUUCCAUGCCUUGGUGGGAAACUUCCCCAGAUCUGACUUGAGUCACAGCUGGGCAAGCCUCUUUUUUGGCUUCCUGAUCCUAGACCUCAACUCAGGUGUGGAGGCAGAGACAGCCCCUGUGUGGAGAGGUGGCUGCUCUCUUCCAGCCUGGCUCAGCCCUUGGUUGAAGGGCAGGGACAAGGAGUGACUGUUGUGUACUGUUGCAACAAGAUGGUGUCGGACUUGGCUCGAGAGGCAAAACUUCCCUCAAGAUGUGAACAGCACGUGAAGGCUUCCAUGCCCUUUCUGAGCUAGAAAGGUUAACACUUCAGGGGCUUGUGGCUCUUUAAAACCUGAUGGAGGCUGUGGACCUUGUCCUAGAACUCACAUACUCACGGGGCUCUCAGUGCCACGCAGUUUCGGGAGCCUCUGGACUCCAGCCUAAAGACCUCAGCCCUGGGGAUUCCAUCUCCCAUCCUUUCCUUACUCCACACAAGUGUGACGCUCUCCUCCUGGUCUCCUCUUCUUUGGGAAUAAAGAAUUCUGAGGCUGAG